Molecule: messenger RNA, 1006 nt
Organism: Amaranthus tricolor (Joseph's coat)
Lineage: Eukaryota; Viridiplantae; Streptophyta; Magnoliopsida; Caryophyllales; Amaranthaceae
Product: cyclic phosphodiesterase-like
Exons: 3
Coding region: 296-841 (181 amino acids)
Biological process (GO): cyclic nucleotide metabolic process
Molecular function (GO): 2',3'-cyclic-nucleotide 3'-phosphodiesterase activity
Source: RefSeq, a predicted model, not a curated record
UCAGUUAUUCUUAUAAGGAUUUUUUUCAUUUAUAUCACAAAUUUUGAACAAAAAUAAUCUUACUCAUCUUCAUUUUAUAUUUUAAUAAUGCUUAUGGUUCACACAUAUCUUCCACUAACUUUAUUUUAACAUUUUUAUAUUCUUCUGAUCCCCACAUGUUUCCCACUAACUUUAUAUUCCUUAUCCUAUUAAUGCUUAUUAGGUGCAUUAAAAGUUUUACCCAAUUCUCAAAGUAAUUAAUUAAUUGAUAGUCUAAAAAACAUAAGAGAUUUUAUACAAAUUUGUUAAUCAUAAAAUGUCGGGAUCGGAGGGAAGGGCGUAUGCGGUGGUCGGAGUUCCGUCAACGGAGGCGUAUAAGAGGUUAAAUAAGGUGAUGAAAGCCCUACGAUCAAAUUUGGGAGGGCCCAAAUUUGAUCCUCACCUUACAAUAACAGGGCCUAUAAAUUUAACAAGAGAGGAUGCAAUUAAGAAAUUUAGAGAAGCAUGUAAAGGGUUGAAGGCUUAUCCUGCUCAUUCUCAGGCCAUCUCCGCCGGCGAUUCUUAUUGGCAAUCUAUUUUUGUUCUGCUUCAUUCUACCGCUCAGCUUGUCGAAGUUAGUGAUCAUUUUAAUGCACAUUUUGGGUACGACCCCCCCACACAGUACAAGCCACAUAUCAGCCUUUUAUAUGGUCACUUAACAGAUGAAGAGAAGCAUGAAGCAGUUGAGGAAGCCAAAAAAUUAGAUGAUACCAUUGACAAUAUGUGCUUCACAAUAGACUGCCUACAACUCUACUCAUUAACUAUUGGUGAUGAGACUCUCAAGUCCUGGGUAAAGGUGGCUGAAUAUCAUCUUACUACUUAAAUAAACUAAUUUGUUGCAUUUAUUCUUCUUGGGUUAUUUGUUGAUUAAUGUUAUUGCAAGGAGGAUUCCUUGUAAAAUAUGAUUGCUUUGUAAUGUUCAAUAAAUACAUUUUAAGUUACUCUAAAACAAGUUGUUGUUCCCUAAUGAAUCACUCUUUAGUACUGA